This is a messenger RNA of Copidosoma floridanum, 546 nucleotides long. RefSeq names its product coiled-coil domain-containing protein 12. Gene Ontology annotation, cellular component: U2-type spliceosomal complex; post-mRNA release spliceosomal complex. The record is from RefSeq and is a predicted model, not a curated record. NCBI's taxonomy places the organism in Eukaryota, Metazoa, Arthropoda, Insecta, Hymenoptera, Encyrtidae.
UUAGAGGGGAGAGGGUUUUGGGGUUCUGUUUGUUUAUUUUGAUUUGGAAACGAUGAAAAUAUUUAAAAAAUGACAGAAGACGACAAAGUGGGCACAUUAGUCGAUGAGGCCUUAAAGCGCAAGGAAAGACUGCAGAGUUUAAAAAGAAAAAACGAGGAAAAUUCACAAGACAUUCAGGAUGGCCAAGUCAGCAUACUUCCAGCGCCGAAAUUCAGAAGUUACAAGCCACAGGAUGAAAACUUGAAGGAAAAAGCUCUGGAAGAUGGUAAAGCUGGUGAUAUCGAGGCUGAGGUACAGGAACAGUUGGAAGCUGCCACUAUCAAGCCAGUGAUUGAGGAAUUGGAUAUAAGUAAUCUUGCUCCAAGAAAACCAGAUUGGGAUCUCAAACGGGAUGUUUCGAAAAAACUCGAAAAAUUGCAAAGAAGAACUCAAAAGGCUAUUGCAGAGUUGAUAUUGGAAAGAUUGAAGAAGGAACAGGAUUUGGCAACGGCUGUCAAUGUUGGGAGUGAAUUCUCUUCAAAAACUUGAGUGUAAAUAAUUUUUUUU